GCUGCCACUCCAGGCAUCCGCGAUCAUCACGUCCAUUGCCCAGAGAGGGAAGAAGACCAGGCGGGCUAGCGCGCCCCGCGCCUCCUCCGAAGUCCCGCGGGCGGCUACAGCAGGAGCGAGCAAGAUGCACUGGAAGAGCGUCUCCGUCUUCGUCGCCCUGGUGGGGACCGUCGCGGCGCUCCAGGCUGAGGAAGAACCGCUGAGCAAGUCCAAAAUUUGUGCCAAUGUAUUUUGUGGGGCUGGCCGGGAGUGCGCAGUGACAGAAAAGAAUGAGCCAACUUGUCUAUGCAUUGAGAAAUGUAAACCACACAAGAGGCCAGUUUGUGGCAGCAAUGGCAAGACAUACCUGAACCACUGUGAGUUGCAUCGUGAUGCUUGUCUCACUGGCUCCAAGAUCCAGGUGGACUAUGAUGGUCAUUGCAAAGAGAAGAAAUUCAAGAAUUCAGCUGCAAGUCCAAUUGUCUGCUAUCAGCGCAACCGAGAUGAGCUCCGUGGUCGUGUCAUACAGUGGCUUGAAGCUGAGAUCAUUCCUGAUGGUUGGUUUUCCAAAGGCAGCAACUACACAGAGAUCCUAGACAAGUACUUCAAGAAUUUUGAUGAUGGGGAUUCUCGCCUGGACUCGAGCGAGUUCCUAAGGUUUGUGGAACAAAAUGAAACAGCUGUCAACAUCACUGCCUAUGUGAAUCAAGAGACCAACAAGCUGCUCAGGGGACUCUGUGUGGAUGCCCUGAUUGAACUUUCUGAUGAAAAUGCGGACUGGAAGCUUAGCUUCAAUGAAUUCUUGAACUGCCUCAAUCCAGCCUUCAACCCACCAGAAAAAAAAUGUGCUCUGGAAGAUGAAACAUACGAAGAUGGAGCAGAGACCCAGGUGCAGUGCAACCGCUGUGUUUGCGCCUGUGGGAACUGGGUGUGUACUGCCAUGACUUGUGAGGGUAAGAAUGAGGAAGUGCCUUCUCAGGGACAGCAGCCUGAAGAUAACCUGACUGAAGAAGAGCUGGCCAGAUAUGUUCAAGAGCUGCAAAAGCAUCAGGAAACAUCUGAGAAGAUCAAGAAAAUAGCCACCAAAGAGAUAUAAAAAGAACUUACAAGUGAAGAAGUUCAAAAGACAGGGGGUGUUGCCUGACAUACCCACCAGUCUUCCUUCAGUGCUGAUUUCAAUAUGCAAAUGUGUUUAGGACUUACUGCUCAGUCACAGAUAUUUACAUUGUAUAGCGAUGGGAGGGGGACAAAGAAAAGAUGGUUUGUUUGUUUUAUUCAUUUCAAAGGAACCCCCCCUGAAUUAUGGUUUCUAUAGUGAGGAUAAAGAGCUGCACUGAUGGGGAUUAGUGAAAGUAGCAAACCAUUUCAAGUCUGGUACUUUGGGCACUUGGGGGAAGCAUCAUGGCUACCCAUAAUCAUGACCGCUGCAGGACUUUGUGCAGAUGGGGAAGUUCUUCCAAAUGAAUAGUUUGCCUCUAGAGAAUGUCCCCAAGAGCUUGAAAGGAAAUUUCUCGUACGACUAUAACCUACCUUGAUACUUGCCCAUUCUGUUUUCACAAACACCCUUCCUCCUAUCCCCCUUUUGCUCUACCCCGUUUCAAUUAGCAUCUUAGCUCCAAUAAAUGAUCUGGUCCUUUCAGCUGAUUGACUGAGCAUGUGGAUGGGAGUUCCUAAUAAAUAGAGGCUUCUCCCUGCAAGAAGCCAAAAUAGCCUCAGUGCAUUGUGCAUUCCAAAUUGACCACAUUUUCUUUCCCUCUCUCUUUGCAAAGGUGCUACAGUAUAUUUUCGUAUCACAUUCUUAACACUGUCUUUUUUAAUUAAUGACUUUUAACUGAGCUUUUUAUAUCUUUGAUUUAUAGAUAUUGUUUAUAGUUACUGAAAAAUGCUGUACUUCUGGGUUCAUGCUUUGUAUUAUAGCUGCAUGUAUCAAAGAAGUAAAAUCAAUGCAGCACCUAGGAGACCCAGAGCAUUAGGGGCUAUUCUGGAUUUGAUAAUUCAGCAUCCCUUAUAUGAUAAAGAGCCAUGGUUUAUGCAUGAUAGAGCAGAAUAGAGUUUUCAGAGGAGACAGGAUAUUUCCUUCAGGGGAGGGAUUUCUGACUUCAGUUUUCCAGGAAUUGAGAGUCAGUCUUGUAAGUUAAAUGGGAAGAAACAGAAAUGUUUAACACAUAGUAAGUUCUUCCAAUGCUGUUGAGAGGAUAGAUUAACUUGACUCUCAUCACUAUUCUGGGAGCAGUUCUUGAUACUGCUGCUAUCAGGAUGUGUAAAUUCCUGUUGCUUCCAAUUGUGGCACUGCUGCUGUAAACUCCAAAGAAGAACUUGCACAGUUGGGAUUUGCAGGCAAGAUGUUGAUCCAAAGUUUUUUCCAUACAGUGAAAGGAUAGAACCCUAACCCCCAUGUAAGGGAAGGAAAAUGUGCAAGCCCAUAAAUACAUUGCAUUUCUUAGUGUGAGACCAAAGUCUGUCUCAUGCUUCUUAGGAACUUUGGCAAUAAAAUCAAAGAGAACUCCUCUGUGGAUAUAAUAAACAUCAAAGACAUUGUUGUUUUCUUACACGUGCUUGAGGGAAAACUGGGUUCUAGGUGGAACACUCUGUAUAGGAAAAUGUAAAUCAUUCUGAACAGCCUCAUUCUUGGAGAGAGUCAUGCUGGGCUCAAAAGGGAAACGCCACCAAGUCCAGUGGGACUCACUUGCAAAGAAGUGAUGAUAGGUUUGCAGAGUUAAAUACUUUUUGGCUCCUUUGUUGCCAAAAAUAAUCUUAGGGACUGGGUAAAUAAAAUUUGUUCUCCAAAAG
Molecule: messenger RNA, 2769 nt
Organism: Varanus komodoensis (Komodo dragon)
Lineage: Eukaryota; Metazoa; Chordata; Lepidosauria; Squamata; Varanidae
Gene: FSTL1
Product: follistatin like 1
Exons: 11
Coding region: 125-1075 (316 amino acids)
Biological process (GO): regulation of BMP signaling pathway; cell differentiation; multicellular organism development
Molecular function (GO): protein binding
Source: RefSeq, a predicted model, not a curated record